AGCGAAGCAACUAGAGACAAGUUACUAUCAAGAGCUCCAAUUAUGUUGUGAGAGAAGAACACCCUCUGUUCCUUCUGAGAUGGUUACGAGGAACCAGCCUCGACACCCAACCAAGCUUUUUUGUCCGUCUUAAUCAAAGGGACUCGGCUCCAUGAUCCUCUUCCUGAACUGAAGGAAUCAUCUGCUACUUCUGACAGCUGAACCGAUUCAGUUGGAAAUAAAAAGGCCCAUUUGUCUUGCUCCUAUUGAGGGAGCAAAGCAAUAAGGCCUUUCGGUACUGGCGCCCAUGAAUAGAUUCCGACUACUGGCAGCAAGCUCCCGGAAUGCGAGUCCGUCGAGUCACAUCCAGAGUCGCCACUACUGUCAUACUCACUCUUACGCUUCAUAUUUCCAUGUUAAAUUCCACCGGAAAAGUGUAGUGCAACAGCAAUGUCGCUGUUUCAGUCUCCCGAGCAUAUUAGUCCCACCAGCGAUGUUCUUGGGUCUAGGUAUCACCCUCUGGAUACAGAAAUGUCUUGCGAUGAUCAUAUUUCAGAACAAGAUCAUUUAUAUGCCAAGCAUCCCGCCUCUUGCACGAUGGGAGACGAUCGAAGAUUAUGCGCCAGAAUGUCGCCCCAUUCAGUGGCGGGAGGAAUCUAUCAAGUCUGAAGAUGGAGUGAAGAUUUCGUUAAUCGUUGGCGAUGCAGAAGGAGAGCAGGUCAAAGCCAAUGUGGCCAGUGAUGAUGAAGUCCACCUGGUCAUAUUGUAUUUCCAAGGCAAUGCGUCGUCGCUUCCACCACGGUUGCCAUUUCUCUCAAGUAUUAUCAAGAAAACUAAGAAAGUGCACCAGAUAUCUUUUGUUGCGCUCUCCUACCGAGGAUACUGGCACUCCCAGGGAAAGCCUUCGCAGAAAGGCAUUGAACGCGAUGCAAGAGCUGCAAUGCAGUGGGUGCUGCGGCAGUAUUCCCAAGUACCUAACGUUCGCAUUUCCUUCUGGGGUCAGAGCGUCGGUGCAGGCGCUGCAACAGGACUUGCUGCGGAGUAUCUUGAGAAGGGCGACUCUGAGCAUCCACCACUUGUAUGUUUGGUUCUCGAGACUCCCUUUACCAAUAUGCGUGAUCUUCUCCGGGAUUUUUAUCCUCAAAAGUGGCUACCGUACCACUACCUAAGUCCGUUCCUUCGCAACCACUGGGACAGUGAACAGGCUCUACGGCGCAUUGCUCGUGCUCCAGGUCUGCAGAAACCCAAUAUCUUGAUUGCCCAGGCGGAACAGGAUGAGAUUGUUCCACGACAGCAAAGUGAGAGACUGGAAACAUUCUGCAGGUCACUCGAUAUCACCGUGAACCGACAUAUUGUUCCAAAAGCACUGCAUAAUGAUGUGAUGGUAAAGGCCGACGGCCAAAAAGCAAUUGCGGAUUUCCUAUCGCAGCAUAUUUGAGAUCCUUGCUGAAUCUUGUUGCUGAAGUUUCGAGCUGCAUCUUCUACCAACACCAUUUCCUCCAUGCUAUCCUCCAGGAAGCAUCACACAAAUCUAGC
Messenger RNA from Paecilomyces variotii, 1515 nucleotides. Its product is annotated as Alpha/Beta hydrolase protein. NCBI's taxonomy places the organism in Eukaryota, Fungi, Ascomycota, Eurotiomycetes, Eurotiales, Thermoascaceae. Bases 287 to 1417 code for a protein of 376 amino acids. Gene Ontology annotation, molecular function: palmitoyl-(protein) hydrolase activity; serine-type peptidase activity. The transcript has 2 exons. Gene Ontology annotation, biological process: proteolysis. Gene Ontology annotation, cellular component: membrane. The record is from RefSeq and is a predicted model, not a curated record.